Molecule: messenger RNA, 522 nt
Organism: Closterium sp. NIES-65
Lineage: Eukaryota; Viridiplantae; Streptophyta; Zygnematophyceae; Desmidiales; Closteriaceae
Source: the annotation of a GenBank genome assembly
AUGGAGUGGAGUGGAGUGGGGCAUGGAGUGGAGUGGAGUGGGGCAUGGAGUGGAGUGGAGUGGGGCAUGGAGUGGAGUGGAGUGGGGCAUGGAGUGGAGUGGAGUGGGGCAUGGAGUGGAGUGGAGUGGGGCAUGGAGUGGAGUGGAGUGGGCUGUGGCUCGAUUGCAGCUCCUGAGGGCAGCUUAACCACCAGCGUGUCAUCAACAGAGGGCGCGAGCUUCCCCACAUACACAGUCGUCUGCGCCUUCUCCCCCCCCGCUCCCCCAGUUCCCCCCGCGCCUGCCCCUCCCCUCAACGCAGCAGCAGCCAGAAACGAGCUCAGAGGCGCGCCUCCCCCGUGCGGGGGCGCGGGGAGGCGCAUGUUGGGCGGGGGGAGGGAGGGCGGACGCGCCAGCGCGUGGGGGAAGGGGCUGGGCGCGCGGGGCAUUCCCGGGAAGGGGAAAGGGAGGGGGGAGGCGCCGGGGGGCGGGCGGAAGUGGUGCAUUGGGGCUCCCGGGGGUGGGCGCAUGAAGAUGAAGUGA